Echinops telfairi (small Madagascar hedgehog) is the source of this 1661-nucleotide messenger RNA. RefSeq names its product potassium inwardly rectifying channel subfamily J member 4 (gene KCNJ4). Gene Ontology annotation, cellular component: plasma membrane. Gene Ontology annotation, molecular function: inward rectifier potassium channel activity. The record is from RefSeq and is a predicted model, not a curated record. The transcript has 2 exons. Bases 59 to 1375 code for a protein of 438 amino acids. NCBI's taxonomy places the organism in Eukaryota, Metazoa, Chordata, Mammalia, Afrosoricida, Tenrecidae. Gene Ontology annotation, biological process: regulation of monoatomic ion transmembrane transport; potassium ion import across plasma membrane.
AGGAGGAGAUGCAGAGACAGCCCUGCGUCUCCCCACGUGACCACGCCGGCGACAGGACAUGCACGGGCACAGCCGCAACGGGCAGGCCCACGUGCCCCGGCGGAAACGCCGCAACCGCUUCGUCAAGAAGAACGGCCAAUGCAACGUGUACUUCGCCAACCUGAGCAACAAGUCGCAGCGCUACAUGGCGGACAUCUUCACGACGUGCGUGGACACACGCUGGCGCUACAUGCUCAUGAUCUUCUCUGCGGCCUUCCUGGUCUCCUGGCUCUUCUUCGGCCUCCUCUUCUGGUGCAUUGCCUUCUUCCACGGUGACCUGGAGGCCGGCGCCGUGGGGCCCUCGGCGGCCGGGGGCGGGGCCGCCCCCGUGGCCCCCAAGCCCUGCAUCAUGCACGUGAACGGCUUCCUGGGCGCCUUCCUGUUCUCCGUGGAGACGCAGACCACCAUCGGCUACGGCUUCCGGUGCGUGACGGAGGAGUGCCCCCUGGCCGUGAUCGCCGUGGUGGUGCAGUCCAUCGUGGGCUGCGUCAUCGACUCCUUCAUGAUCGGCACCAUCAUGGCCAAGAUGGCCCGGCCCAAGAAGCGCGCGCAGACGCUGCUCUUCAGCCACCACGCGGUCAUCUCGGUGCGCGACGGCAAGCUCUGCCUCAUGUGGCGCGUGGGCAACCUGCGCAAGAGCCACAUCGUGGAGGCCCACGUGCGCGCGCAGCUCAUCAAGCCCUACAUGACGCAGGAGGGCGAGUACCUGCCGCUGGACCAGCGGGACCUCAACGUGGGCUACGACAUCGGCCUGGACCGCAUCUUCCUGGUGUCGCCCAUCAUCAUCGUGCACGAGAUCGACGAGGACAGCCCGCUCUACGGCAUGGGCAAGGAGGAGCUGGAGGCCGAGGACUUCGAGAUCGUGGUCAUCCUGGAGGGCAUGGUGGAGGCCACGGCCAUGACCACCCAGGCCCGCAGCUCCUACCUGGCCAGCGAGAUCCUGUGGGGCCACCGCUUCGAGCCCGUGGUCUUCGAGGAGAAGAGCCACUACAAGGUGGACUACUCGCGCUUCCACAAGACCUACGAGGUGGCGGGCACGCCCUGCUGCUCUGCCCGUGCGCUGCAGGAGAGCAAGAUCACCGUGCUGCCCGCCCCGCCGCCCCCGCCCAGUGCCUUCUGCUACGAGAACGAGCUAGCCCUCCUGAGCCAGGAGGAAGAGGAGAUGGAGGAGGAGGCUGCGGCGGCGGUGGCCGCUGGCCUGGGCCUGGAGGCGGGCUCCAAGGAGGAGGCGGGCAUCAUCCGGAUGCUGGAGUUCGGCAGCCACCUGGAUCUGGAGCGCAUGCAGGCCACGCUGCCCCUGGACAACAUCUCCUACCGCAGGGAGUCGGCCAUCUGACCUCCGGGCCCGCCCUCGCCGCUUCCGCCCUCGCCCCUGCCGGGGGGGUGAGGCCACCUCCACCCACACUCAGGACAGAGCGGACCCUGGCUCCCUGGACCUUCUGGAGGGAGGCGGGGGCUUCGAGGACUGGGAGACCCUCUUCCCGCCCGCCCCAGAGCACAGGCUGAAGUGAGCUGGGCCAAAGCGGCCCCGGUCACCCCAGCCCCUUUCCCCCUUGGGGCCCCUUUGUUCUCAGGACCUUGGGGAAGGCGGUUGGACUGCUGGGAGGGUGGGCGUCAGGGGU